Molecule: messenger RNA, 1566 nt
Organism: Oncorhynchus tshawytscha (Chinook salmon)
Lineage: Eukaryota; Metazoa; Chordata; Actinopteri; Salmoniformes; Salmonidae
Product: glycogenin-1
Exons: 8
Coding region: 143-1234 (363 amino acids)
Cellular component (GO): cytoplasm
Molecular function (GO): glycosyltransferase activity
Source: RefSeq, a predicted model, not a curated record
UGUGUGCCUAGCACCGGUCACGUGGGCAACUGUCUAGUUCUGGUUCAUGCGUCUAUAAAUUCUCCUUCUUAUAUGAAGUUGUUCCUUUCCCAAGUAAGACGCCGAGUCCAUCAACAGAGUAGCUCCGACUUGUAAUAGAAUCAUGGCAGAAGACCAGGCUUUUGUGACUUUGGCGACCAAUGACAACUAUGCCAGAGGAGCCAUGGUCCUGGGCAAGUCCCUGAGGAACCACAAGACAACCAGGAAGCUGGUGGUGAUGAUCGGACCCCAUGUCUCUGACCCCUGCAAAGGAGUGCUUCUGAAGAUCUUUGACGAGGUACUGUUGGUAGAUGUGUUGGACAGCGGAGACUCAGCUAACCUGGCCCUGAUGAAGAGACCUGACCUGGGAGUCACCUUCACCAAGCUACAUUGCUGGACCCUUACACAAUACUCCAAAUGUGUCUUCAUGGAUGCAGACACACUGGUGGUACAGAACAUAGAUGAGUUGUUUGACAGAGAGGAGCUGUCUGCGGCCCCGGAUCCCGGCUGGCCAGACUGUUUCAACUCCGGCGUGUUCGUGUUCCGACCCUCCAACGAGACGUACAGCAAACUGCUCCAGUACUGCGCAGAACAUGGCAGCUUCGAUGGAGGAGACCAGGGGGUCUUGAAUGGCUUCUUCAGUAACUGGGCAACAGCAGAUAUAUCGAAACACCUCCCCUUCAUCUACAACCUCAGCAGCAUAGCAAUCUACACUUACCUUCCAGCAUUCAAACAAUACGGUGGCAACGCCAAGGUGGUCCACUUCCUGGGUCAGAUCAAGCCCUGGAGCUACACGUACGACCCCAAGACCAAGAGGGUCAGCGGGGACAUGCAGGAGACCUCCACACACCCCAGCUUCCUCCUGGACUGGUGGUUCCUCUACUCUUCCUCUGUGGUGCCCAUGAUGGUGGAGGGAUACGGAGACCAGCCUUUCCACUCUGGCUGUGUGGAAGUUCAUCUAGAAUUCCAGUCCCCUGUCAAAGAAAGUUGUGACCACCAUGGUCACUGGCCUGGGUCAUGGUCACAGAUCAAUAGUCACAAGGAAGGUGGCUGGAAGGGAAGCAGCUCGUCACAUGACUCCCAUCACACUGAGCCAUACAUGUCACCAGAGACAUCCGAGGAACGCAAGCAGAAAUGGGAGCAGGGCCAGGCGGACUACAUGGGAAUGGACUCGUUUGACAAUAUCCAGAAAAAGCUUGACGCUUUUCUCAAAUAAAGGGAAACUGAGUUUGACUGCAUCACUUUAGUUAGUGUCACCCCCCCACCCUACUCUCCAUCUUAGUGAGCCAUUACCCACCCCAGCUCCGAAGACUACAACACAAUUCUGUUACGAUGGGAAACAUUCUGACAUUGUUGGCAGAGGGCGUCCAACUGAGCAACACUUGUAUAGUAUGUUUAUCCUGUUAUAUGUGUACUGUGAAGAUUACGACACUGAAGCACCGAUUUAUUGACAAGCUUUUACAAGUCCUAUCUAUUUUUUUUCUAUUUUUGAAGAAAAUGUUUAGAAUUAAAACCGCAAUAAAAUAUAAUAAAUAAAUAUGGCCUUGG